AGUGGCGUAGCGUUUCCGCCAGGAUGGUUGUCGGUGCCUUCCCCAUCGCCAAGCUCCUCUAUCUCGGGGUGAAGCAGAUGGGCAAGCCUUUGGCGAACCGAAUAAAAGCAGGAGCCGUGAGAAGCGAAUUCUUCAAAAACUACAUAUGUCUGCCGCCGGCACAGUUUUACCAUUGGAUUGAGAUGAGAACAAAGAUGCGGAUCAUGGGCUUUCGAGGUUCCACUAUCAAGCCACUGAAUGAGGACGCGGCCGCAGAACUGGGUGCGGAGUUGCUGGGAGAGGCGAUCAUCUUCCUCAUUGGUGGUGGAUGCAUGGUGCUGGAGUACAGCAGGCAGGCUGCCAACUCUCGCCGCAAAGAGGACGAAUUGAAUGAGACCAUCAUGAGCCUACAGACUCAGCUAGCAGAGCUACAACUCACCACAGAGACACUAGAUGCUCGGCUCAGAGAGCACAACAGGCUGAUACUGGCCAUUCCUGCUCCAUCUAAAUGAUUACAUUAGCUCUGGGCUAUGAAGAGUUGCACUGUAUAUUGGCCUGUGUGAAGGAAUAAGAGAACGCCUACAGCACAGCUGUAUGUACAGCUUAAGGACAAUUCUGUGUUACACACUGUCCCCAAAACCCCAAAAGGUGGGUGGAAGAGGUGGACAUGAGCAUAUCAGUGAGCUGUUUGUAAAAGGAGAUUGCUAUGAUAUUCAUAGAGAUUUAAUUUGCAUGUUCACUACAACCAAAAGAUUAAAAAUGUGAGGCAACAAUGAGAAUACAAAGUUAAUAUAUUUGAUAACAGCCCCAGCAUAUUUUUAUUUCACUGAUCUUUGUGGACCUUAAAUAACAAAUACAAAUGUCCAUGCUUCAUUGGCUUGAUUCGAAUCGGAACAGUGAGACAUCAUCAUUUGACCGCAUCUGCCCCUACAUGGAUGUGUCAUGGAUGUGUCAUGUUGUAAUUAUGCUCAAUCCCUUUGGUGGUUCAUGUAAAGUGGAUGUAAUAACAGCUGUACAAAAAAGGUGUAAAGUAAAAUGAUAUGUCUGUUAAUUA
Messenger RNA from Solea senegalensis (Senegalese sole), 1033 nucleotides. RefSeq names its product outer mitochondrial membrane lipid metabolism regulator OPA3 (gene opa3). The transcript has 2 exons. Gene Ontology annotation, cellular component: mitochondrion. Lineage: Eukaryota; Metazoa; Chordata; Actinopteri; Pleuronectiformes; Soleidae. Gene Ontology annotation, biological process: regulation of lipid metabolic process. Bases 24 to 491 code for a protein of 155 amino acids. The record is from RefSeq and is a predicted model, not a curated record.